This is a messenger RNA of Penicillium cinerascens, 2310 nucleotides long. Its product is annotated as mRNA-binding ribosome synthesis protein NOC2. NCBI's taxonomy places the organism in Eukaryota, Fungi, Ascomycota, Eurotiomycetes, Eurotiales, Aspergillaceae. The record is from RefSeq and is a predicted model, not a curated record. The coding region runs from base 1 to 2310 and encodes 769 amino acids. The transcript has a single exon. Gene Ontology annotation, biological process: ribosomal large subunit biogenesis. Gene Ontology annotation, cellular component: Noc2p-Noc3p complex; nucleoplasm; nucleolus.
AUGGGUGGAAUGAAAAAGUCAACGAAGAAGUUCGAGAAGAAACAUCUCAAGGAUAUUCUCGAACGCCGCAAGGAGGGCGCAAAGAUCAAACAGCGCCACCAAGUGAACGAGAAGCGCAAGGCCAAGAGUGCCAGCCGCCGCGAUGCCGAAGAUGCGACCGAGCCGAACCCUGAGGAGGACAAGAAGAAGAAUGCCUUUGCCGAGAUGAAUGUCGAUGACUUCUUCGCCGGUGGUUUCGACAUCCCGGAAGAAGCCAGCGGCAAGAAGAAGGCGAGCAAAAAGGACGUUACUCCCAAAAUCGGCAAGCGCAAGCGCUCUGCAGACCAGGCGCAGGAAGAUGAGGCUUCUGGCUCUGGCUCGGAGGCCGGCGAGGAUGCUGCCAGCGACGACGACGAGGCCGAUGCCUUUGACGAGCACAAGGACCAGCUCGAGGCAUUGAAGGAGAAGGAUCCCGAGUUCUACAAAUACCUGAAGGAGAACGAUGCCGAGCUGCUCGAUUUCGGCGACCAGGGCGACUUGUCGGAGGUCGACGAGCUGAGUGAGGGUGAGGCCGCCGAGGAGGAGGAGGGCCCCGCGAAGAAGAAAAAGAAGAAGGCCCAGGAAGAAGAGGAGUACCAGAGCACUACUUUGACGAUCCCGAUGGUCAAGAAGUGGCAGACCUUGAUGGAAGAGCAGCACUCCGUCCGUGCUAUGCGCCAGACCGUCCUGGCUUUCCGCGCUGCUGCCUAUGUUCACGAGGCCAGCCCUCCAGAGCAGAAAUACAUUAUCUCGGACCCGGAGGUCUACCACCAGGUGCUCGUCACUGCCCUGAAUGUUGUUCCUAAGGUCCUGGGACACCAUCUCCCGGUCAAGGAGACCGCCGCUGGCAAGGUCAGGGUGUCAAUGGAUUCGAAGAAGUUCAAGACACUCACGCCGUUGAUCAAGUCUUAUACUUCUUCAGUCCACCAGCUUCUGAUGAACCUGUCGGAUGCAUCGACUCUUAAGCUGACGCUGGCCGCCAUGGAGCCCAUGCUGCCUUAUCUCCUCCAGUUCCGCAAAGUCCUGAAGACACUCAUCAAGACCAUUGUCGGAAUUUGGGCCGACGUCGCCAACGCUGAUACCACUCGGAUUACCGCUUUCCUUCUGCUGCGUCGCCUCAUGGUUAUGGGCGACGCUGGCAUCAAGGAAACCGUCCUCAAGGCGACAUACGAGGGCGUGGUCAAGGGCAGCCGCAACACCACCGUGCACACCUUGGCCGGCGUGAACCUGAUGAAGAACUCGGCCGCAGAGAUCUGGGGCAUCGACCAGAAUGUGUCCUACACUACCGGCUUUGGAUUCAUCCGCCAAUUGGCCAUGCACUUGCGCAAAAGCAUCACCAACACCACUAAGGAGUCCUACAAGACCAUCUACAACUGGCAAUACGUGCACUCGCUCGACUUUUGGUCGCGCGUGCUCUCUCAGCACUGCGACGGGCUCGUUGAAGCCAAGGCCGGCAAGCAGUCCGCUCUGCGCCCUCUCAUCUACCCCGUUGUCCAGAUCACCCUGGGUGCCAUGCGCCUCAUCCCGACCGCACAGUACUUCCCUCUCCGCUUCCAGAUGACCCGUGCUCUCCUGCGUAUCUCCCGCGCAACGGGCACCUACAUUCCCCUCGGAGCCUCUCUCCUGGAGGUCCUCACCUCUGCUGAGAUGCGCAAAGCUCCCAGGUCCAGCACCCUCAAGCCCCUCGAGUUCAACACGGCCAUCCGCGCGCCCAAGUCCUACCUGCGUUCGCGCACCUACCAAGACGGCGUCGGUGAGCAGGUCGCCGAGCUCCUGUCCGAGUUCUUCGUUCUGUGGUCCAAGCACAUCGCUUUCCCCGAACUCUCUGUUCCCGUCGUCGUCGCUCUCAAGCGCUGGUUGAAGCAGGUUUCUGCUCGCAACGGCGGCAACAAAAACGGCAAGAUCAACCAGAUGAUCAUGUUGGUCGUGCAGAAGGUCGAGGCUAAUGCCCACUGGAUCGAGGAGCGUCGCUUGAAUGUCACCUACACACCGCGCAACCGCACAGAGGUUGAUACCUUCCUCAAGGGUGUCGAAUGGGAGUCUACCCCUCUUGGCGCUUUCGUUAAGACUCAGCGCAAGUUGCGAGAGGAACGUGCUGCUAUUCUGGAGGAAGGCCGCCUCGAAGAGGAGAAGCGGAGGGCCGAGGCGAAGAAUGGCGGCGAUGAAUUGAUGAAUGAAUUCGGCAGCGAUGACGGUAGCGACGAUGAGGAGGGAGAGGAGGAGCUGGAGAGCGAGAUUGAGGAGGAAGAGGAAGACGAGGACGAGGAUGAGGUUGAGAUGGAGGACGAGUAG